GAUAGGACGCGAAUAGUGGCAGUAGAAUGGAAAGUUGUAAUAGGACGCGAAGUUGUAGUGGUGAAAGAAGAAUGGAACUGGUAAGGGAAGUGAUACGAAAGGAAGUGCAGGAUUGGGAUUCGGAGGUGAUGAUCAGUGCGAGAUUCAAGGCUUUCAGCGGUCAGAGGUCUGAUUGGGAGCCAAGGUACCACUUCUGGAGGGAUUUGGUAAUCAAAAUUGCUCGACGGCUUCGCAUCUUCAUCAUUCGUCCUUCAGUGGUUAAAAAUGUCUGGUUUAACCAGGGAGGCUUGAGCCCUUUAUGCAUCGACGAUGUAUUGGUUAGCUUCUUUCUACUGGCCUUGCUCGAAAUGUAUAAUGCCGGCGACCUUUCAUGUAGCAACGAUCUUAUCGAUCCAAAAGGCGGCCAACUCACCCAGUUAUUCCAUAAAGUAAGACAUUUGCUCCCUUUAUCUAAAUCAGCAAUUCCUUCAGAAGACGAGUUCAUCGUUUCUUCGCUCUUAGAGGAGAAAUGUAUUGAAGUUGUCAAACUUUUAUGUGACUGUCACUGGACUUCUUCGUGCAUCAUCACAAUGGCAAAAUUCCAGGUGAUUUGUGAAGGGCCAAAAGAAGCAUCUGUGAUCUUGAGUCAUUUUUCCAAAUGUGGGAAGGCAAAGUACCUUGCCAUCAGGCGGCAGGAUCUUAUAGAGCAGCAGAAGACUUAUUAA
This is a messenger RNA of Lactuca saligna, 704 nucleotides long. The record is from the annotation of a GenBank genome assembly. Lineage: Eukaryota; Viridiplantae; Streptophyta; Magnoliopsida; Asterales; Asteraceae.